AUGCUUGCAUCUUUCCCUUAUAUUAUCUUGGCUGAAGUAGAAAUCGAUCUUUUGACAAACCCUAAUUUAACCUACGAAAAUGUUGCUAGGUUUGCAUGUGCUGCUAAAGCUUUAAACUGGGAUGGUCCAGUUGUUGCAAUGACAGAUUGUACAAAAGUUCAUUUAAAAUUAUCAUAUUCACAUUCAAAACAUUUGCACAAAGUUUCUAAUAUAAUGAGAUUAGAUAAUGCACAUGAAAAUAUUAAUACUAAUACUGCAAAUCAAUUAAUCACACAAAUUACAAGUAAUGAUUCCGGACAAACUGUUAGAAGAAGAGUGACUAGGUGGCAAGGCAGAAAAAAUAUUGAAAAUAUGUUUAGAACCAAUGAUAAUAUGCCAG
Entrophospora sp. SA101 is the source of this 379-nucleotide messenger RNA. The record is from the annotation of a GenBank genome assembly. NCBI's taxonomy places the organism in Eukaryota, Fungi, Glomeromycota, Glomeromycetes, Entrophosporales, Entrophosporaceae.